Molecule: messenger RNA, 2774 nt
Organism: Manduca sexta (tobacco hornworm)
Lineage: Eukaryota; Metazoa; Arthropoda; Insecta; Lepidoptera; Sphingidae
Gene: Gp93
Product: endoplasmin
Exons: 10
Coding region: 211-2556 (781 amino acids)
Biological process (GO): protein folding
Molecular function (GO): ATP hydrolysis activity; ATP-dependent protein folding chaperone; ATP binding
Source: RefSeq, a predicted model, not a curated record
GCUAAUUUUAACCAAUGAUAGUGAGUUACGUCAACUAAAAAACGUCAAAAGUUCAUAUUGCAAGUUCAGGACGCGUGUGAAGACUGGAUUGCGAACAUUCACAAAUCAACUUGAAUGCAAUUUUAUUUCAGUCGAGAUACAACCAGGCCUGAAUUAGGACCGUCAGUGAAUAGUCGUUAAAAAAAUAAUUGUACGUUGGUUUACCCGACGAUGAAGUACUUUUUGCUGUUAGGGCUCGGCAUCUUAUUCCUCUCAGGAUGGGCGCAUGCACAAGAAGAAGGCGUGGGCACAGUGGAGGAGGUGACGGUGGACGUUGACCAUGGAGCCUCUCGAGAGGGUUCUCGCACAGAUGCGGAGGCGGUGUCGCGGGAGGAGGAGGCGAUCUCUCCCGGCGAGCUGAGCGUGGCGCAGAUGAAAGAAAUCCGCGAGCGCGCCAAGAAUUACACCUUCCAGACAGAAGUGAACCGCAUGAUGAAACUCAUCAUCAACUCGCUGUACAGGAACAAAGAGAUCUUCCUCCGUGAGUUGAUAUCGAACGGAUCUGACGCUUUGGACAAGAUUCGACUGCUGUCGCUCACGGACCACAACGUGUUGGAGUCCAACCCAGACCUCAGCAUCCGCAUCAAGGCGGAACCCGACAAGCGGCAGCUGCACAUCAUCGACUCCGGCAUCGGAAUGACUGGCGCCGAGUUGGUGAAUAAUCUCGGCACCAUCGCCAAGUCCGGCACCGCUGACUUCCUGUCAAAGAUGCAGGACGUGGAGAAGGGCGGCGCGCAGGAGAUGAACGACAUGAUCGGACAGUUCGGCGUCGGGUUCUAUUCGGCGUUCCUGGUGGCGGAGCGCGUGACAGUGGUGUCGAAGCACAACGACGACGUGCAGCACGUGUGGGAAUCGGACGCCAACGCCUUCAGCGUGGCGGCGGACCCGCGCGGCAACACGCUGCGCCGCGGCACGCACAUCACGCUGCACCUCAAGGAGGAGGCGGCCGACUACCUGCAGCCCGACACCAUCCGCUCGCUCGUCAAGAAGUACUCGCAAUUCAUCAACUUCCCGAUCCACCUGUGGGCCUCCCGCACCGAGACCGUGGAGGAGCCCGUCGAGGAGUCCGCCGACGCCGACGAGGACGCUCAGGUGGAGGAUGCGGCGGAGGAGAAGCCCGAGACCAAAAAGACUGAAAAGACAGUGUGGGACUGGGAGCUGAUGAACGACAACAAGCCCAUCUGGACGCGCAAGCCCGCCGACGUGGCCGAGGACGAGUACACGCAGUUCUACAAGAGCCUCACCAAGGACUCGUCGCCGCCGCUCGCCAAGGCUCACUUCGUGGCGGAGGGCGAGGUGACGUUCCGCGCGCUGCUGUUCGUGCCGCGCGUGCAGCCCGCCGACAGCUUCAACCGCUACGGCACCAAGACCGACCACAUCAAGCUGUACGUGCGCCGCGUCUUCAUCACGGACGAGUUCAACGAGCUGAUGCCCAACUACCUCGCCUUCAUCCAGGGCAUCGUCGACAGCGACGACCUGCCGCUCAACGUCAGUCGCGAGACGCUUCAGCAACACAAACUCAUCAAGAUCAUCAAGAAGAAGCUCGUGCGCAAGGCACUCGACAUGCUCAAGAAGAUCUCCGACGAAGAGUACGAACACUUCUGGAAGGAGUACUCCACCAACAUCAAGCUGGGAGUGAUGGAGGACCCAAGCAACAGGUCGCGGCUGGCAAAGUUGCUGCGCUUCCACUCGUCUCACUCGGACCAGAUGACCUUCCUCAGCGACUACGUGAAACGCAUGAAGCCCAACCAGCAUCACCUCUACUAUAUCGCCGGCGCCAGCCGUGCUGAGGUGGAGAAGUCUCCGUUCGCUGAGCGGCUGGUGAAGCGCGGGUACGAGGUACUGUACCUCACCGAGGCCGUCGACGAGUACUGCCUGUCCUCGUUGCCCGAGUAUGAGGGCUUCAAGUUCCAAAACAUUGCCAAGGAGAUCUUCGACCUGGAAGAGAGCUCGUCGCAGAAGGAGCGGCUGGAGGCGCAGCGCGUGCAGUUCGAGCCGCUGACGCGCUGGCUCGGCGACAAGCUCGGCGCGUGGAUCACGCGCGCCGCCGUGUCGCGCCGCCUCGCGCGCUCGCCCGCCGCGCUCGCCGCCACCGCCUUCGGCUGGACCGGCAACAUGGAGCGCCUCGCGCUCUCCAACGCGCACCAGAAGGCCGACGACCCGCAGCGCCGCCACCACCUCACGCAGAAGAAGAUGCUGGAGAUCAACCCGCGCCACCCCAUCAUCGUGGAGCUGCUGCGCCGCGUGCAGGACGACCCCGACAGCGCCGAGGCGCUGCAGGUCGCCAACACGCUGUACCGCACGGCGGCCCUCAGGUCGGGCUACAUCUUACAGGAGGGACAGUCUGUAGAAUUUGCGGACACGGUGGAAAGUAUGUUGCAACGCUCGCUGGGCUUGUCCGCCGACGCCAUGCCCGAAGACGAGCCCGAGGACGAGGCGGCCGACGCCGAGGCCGAGACUGAAGCCGACGCAGACGCCGAGUCGGAAACGCUGGCCGAGGAUCACGACGAGCUGUAAGCUGUAUGCGGCCACAGCACCGAUCUUUCGGAUGUGUCGGAGAACAUAGUCUGAACUCUGACGACGGGUGUUCUACUCUAAAUGUUCCAGUAUGAUUUGUGAGAUGCAGUGUGACAAGUGAUGAAUGUUUUUUUUUAUAUUCAGUAUGCGUGAUAGUAAAGCUAACUGAGGUACUGUAAAUAAAUUAUAUUUAUUAGUAAAUUUAAAAUAUAUCUUAA